Messenger RNA from Coffea arabica (coffee), 1525 nucleotides. RefSeq lists its product as uncharacterized. Lineage: Eukaryota; Viridiplantae; Streptophyta; Magnoliopsida; Gentianales; Rubiaceae. The record is from RefSeq and is a predicted model, not a curated record. Gene Ontology annotation, biological process: regulation of DNA-templated transcription. Gene Ontology annotation, cellular component: nucleus. Gene Ontology annotation, molecular function: RNA polymerase II cis-regulatory region sequence-specific DNA binding; DNA-binding transcription factor activity, RNA polymerase II-specific.
UGUUGUCAAUAGAAAUAAUUUGUUUGCAUUUUUGUCUUAACUCUAUCUUUCUUAGGCAAAGGUCAUGCUCUCCGUUCUGUUACCAUUUCCCUGAUCCUCAUUAUUCUCUUCAAAGUUUGGACGUUAUUGUUUUGCUUUUACCUUUUCCUCUUCUUUUUGUGGUAGCAAAUGAUAAAGAAUGUGACAUCCUUCUGAUUGAAGAGGAAACCCUUUCUUCAUUGUUUCUUCUACAAAAAAAUUAGUUAUAGUUUUGCUUUUGGAGAGCAAUGAAUUUUCAACACAAAGGAGAUGGUGACAGCUUGCAGUAUGGCUUUCAAGGAGUGAACUCCUCAUCUCCUCCAAUCCCAAAAGUUCCCAUUCCUAUGGAUUUUCCCUGGGAAGGAGAGAGUGAUUUGAACAUCAGAAGGGGAAUGAUUCAGUACUUGAUUGCUGGUCCAUCAGAACAGCAAGUGAAAAUGCCUUGGUGUUUUCAUCUAGUGGGAGAUCAUGGUAGGGAAGCACGGAGGGAAGAUGAUGGCAGAGUUGAUCAAGAAACUCAAGAAAGUAAGAAAAAGAAUGGUGGAGGACAUACAAAACUUUGUUCCAGAGGUCAUUGGAGACCUUAUGAAGAUGCUAAGCUGAAAGAACUAGUUUGUCAAUAUGGACCUCAGAACUGGAAUCUGAUUGCUGAGAAACUUGAAGGAAGAUCAGGAAAGAGCUGCAGAUUGAGAUGGUUCAACCAACUGGAUCCAAGAAUUAACAAGAUGGCUUUCAGUGAAGAAGAAGAGGAACGGCUCUUGGCAGCUCACAGGAUGUACGGUAACAAAUGGGCUAUGAUUGCAAGGCUUUUUCCCGGAAGAACUGAUAAUGCAGUCAAGAAUCACUGGCAUGUCAUCAUCGCCAGAAAACAGAGGGAGGAAAAUAGUGUAUACAGGAGGAGAAAGCCCUCUAGUUUUCAAGCAUACCAUAAGGGAUUUACAGUAAAUACUCUGCAGAAUAGUGCAUGCAAUGGUUCAGAUGUUUCCACCAAUAAUAGGGAGGAAUCUGCCUCUACUUGCACUGAUCUCUCUCUAACUCCAUCUUCAAACAGAGUCUCCCCUGGCUAUUUCACUAGCUCUGUUUCUGCAGAAAAAUACCAUUUUUUGGGUCCUGAUUUGAAUCAAGCGGCAUCAUCAGGAGAUGAAAGAAAAGUGAUGAAAACAAGAGGUGCUGUUCAAUAUUGUCAGUUAAACAACAAUGGGCCAAUUGCAAAGGCAACAGUUACCAUAAAUCCAUCUGCUCAGUCAGAUUCAAGCUCGGAACUUUCUGCAUCAGAGUCAGUAGCGAAUAACGCCAGCACCAGACUCCUCCUCUUGAAUGACAAAAUUGAGAAUGGAAUUGAGAGCUACAAAUUGCCAUUUAUUGAUUUUCUUGGAGUUGGAGCCAGAAAAUGAUAGUUUAGUGGCCAUUUGGUUUGGGGUUUGGAGCAAUUGAAAGCUGAAAAUGACUAAAGUGUAAAAGUUCUGAAGCUGUAUGAAUGCAUUCUCUGCAUUUUGCAUGAUCACAA